Messenger RNA from Melitaea cinxia (Glanville fritillary), 2466 nucleotides. Its product is annotated as arginine/serine-rich protein PNISR. NCBI's taxonomy places the organism in Eukaryota, Metazoa, Arthropoda, Insecta, Lepidoptera, Nymphalidae. Gene Ontology annotation, cellular component: nuclear speck; presynaptic active zone. The record is from RefSeq and is a predicted model, not a curated record. The transcript has 12 exons. The coding region runs from base 198 to 2336 and encodes 712 amino acids. Gene Ontology annotation, molecular function: RNA binding.
UGCAGUCUAAAAUAAAGAGCUCUUUGAGUUGGAGAAAAGUGAGGUUGAAAUUAACAUAUAUUUUAAUAUUAUGUACACAUAUUUCUUGGUAUUUAUUUCAAAACCUAAAUAAGUAAAUGUUAACUUCAGUAAAGUCUUCAUUUAGCUAUAGACAUAAGUAGUGAAGUGAUAUUGUAUCGUUAUAAUUUUAAGCCACUAUGUACUCUGGAAAAGAUGCCGCAAAUCCAUCAUAUCCCACGCAGUGGGCUUUAAAUCCUACCGCGUAUCAAAAUAUAGAUUCAAGUCAAGUUGACUGGGCUGCUUUAGCACAACAAUGGAUUGCUAUGAAGGAGGCUGCAGCCAUUGUGGGUGUACCUCAAGCGAAAACCGACGUAGAAGAAGGAGAAGCUCCUAUGGAAGUUGAAAAUCCUGAUACCAAUUGUGAAGCUCCUGUUACCCCGGGCUCCGACUGGAACACUUCCUCAAACUCAUGGGGAAAUUCAUGGAAUCAAUGGGGUUGGGGUUGGUCGGGUUCAGGUUCCGUGGACCCCAAAAUGGCAGCCGAUCCAACUAUGGCUAUGGCACCUAUGAUUGAUGGAUAUGCUGAUGCAACAAGUUCAACAGCGCCUAUGCCAGGAUAUACAACUGGUACUGUAACUACUCCCACAUUUCAACAUGGAUACUGGACGGCACCACAGUCGGAAAAUUCCACUAACAGUCGAAGUGGUAGUAGAGGUCGCGAUAGAAGAUCAAAAAGUAAAAACAGAGAUAACAAAACAACUAGAAGCAGGACACACAGGGAUAAACCACCUUUAAUACCUCCUGUCAUUGAACCAAUAGUAAUGCCUACACCACCGGCAACUUCCACUAUUGAUGCAGCUAAGCGACGGCAACUUCCCGCAUGGAUAAGAGAAGGCCUAGAAAAAAUGGAACGUGAGAAACAGAAGGCCAUAGAGCGUGAACAAGAAAAGAAGGCACAGGAGGAAGCAGAGCUGGAGAAGAAGAGGUUAGAAGAAGAAGAAUUGGAGAGAAUAAAAGCAGAGGCCGGUGGCCAACCUGUACUUCCAGCAAAGAGCAAAUUCGAGUCGGACUCGGAGGAGGAGGAGGAGGAGGAGCAGCAGUCGGACGCGCGCGCGCCCUCGCCGCCGCGCGCCAGCCGGGACGACAUCAUGCAGGAGGUGAUGUUAGCAGUACGCCGUUCGCUAACAGAAAUCCUACUGGAAGUAACUGACCAGGAGAUACAUACGGUGAGCCAGGAAGAACUGGCGCGGUAUAACGCCGCUCAAGCUUCGCGCCUCAACGCUAUGAAGGCGAGCAAGUCCAAGGCGCUGGCGUCCAUCGCCAGCGGACUCGGGCUGGGCGCGUACGAGAGCAGCGACGACAGCGGCGACGAGCGCGACGAGCGCGACCAGCCCUCCGACCUGCAGCUGCAGGAAAUUAUAAGGCGCAAACGUCAAGAUUUUGAGCGAACAUCGCGAGAAAUCGAAGCAGAGGUGCGGCGUUCAGAGUUGAAGGAGACUGGAGAAGGAACUACUACGCCUCCCAAUGCCACACCAGAAAGACCAAGGCGGUCACGAUCAUCAGCAACACCACCACCAAUAGACAGCGAAACGCCUGAGAAAAAACCUGAACGUCGACCUUCUAAAGACAAAAGAUCGAAUAACAAGUCUUCUGAUAAAUCUGAUAAUAAAAAAUUGGAUACUAUCCAGGAAGAAAAGCCAAAGAAAUCUAAUAAAUAUGAAAAUACUCCAAGUCCACAAAAAUCUAAUAAAGCAAGCAAAGACAGUACAAAUUCCAGUACUAGUGACUCUGAAGAUGAUUCGUCUAGUUCUAGCAAAUCAUCAUCAGAAAGUGAGCUCGACACCAGAGUUCAGAAUAGCCGAUCUAAAAAACGUAAACGUAGAAGCACUAGUUCUAGUGAAUCUCAAAAGAAAUCUAAAAAACAUAAAAAAGAAAAAUCACAUAAAUCAAGUGAUAAGUACUACUCAAAAUCAAAGCAUCAAGACGAUCACGAAAGAUCCGAAAAAACAAAAUCUAAAAAGAGAGAUGAUUAUUACGACAAACACAAGUCUAGGAGUAGGGACUACGAUAAGUCGCACAAAGAUAAGUACAGAGAUGAGUCUGACGAAGACAGGCCAAAAAAACGCUCCAAGCGUUCUCGUUCCAUUAGCUAUGAAUCGCGUUCCGGUCGUCGGAGAAGUAGAGAUCGGUCCGAAGACAGGUCUCGUAGGUGGGAUAAGAGGUCUUACGAUAGGGAUAGGUCUUAUGAUAGGUCGGGUAGAGACUACGACAAGUAUGAUAGGUAUGAACGAUCUAGGGACGACCGCCAUGACAGCUACGCCCGCCAUCGCCGAUGAACAGCAGGUUACAAAUAACACAGGUUGUGGCGACCCGUAAGAGUAUGCUUCUGGUGUAAAUAGUUUUUUUUUGUAUUAUAUUUUAUUUGCUUUAGAAUGUAAUAAUAUAAAUAAAUUUUACAACUUCAAA